Molecule: messenger RNA, 537 nt
Organism: Penicillium canariense
Lineage: Eukaryota; Fungi; Ascomycota; Eurotiomycetes; Eurotiales; Aspergillaceae
Gene: dprC
Product: protein dprC
Exons: 2
Coding region: 1-537 (178 amino acids)
Source: RefSeq, a predicted model, not a curated record
AUGAACAACACUAUGAACAACACCAAACUCGGCGGCCCUGAAGGCUCCUCCACCGGCGCCCCCGGUGCCCCAUUGCACACACAAGAUCCACGAUCACAGUACAACCCCACCACGACCGGAUAUAAUCCUGCCACAGGCGCCGGAUACUCGAAACCGUCUGCGGGCGGACUAAAUGAGAAUCAACCGACCGUGCCGACAAACAGCUACGACCGAAUGGCCGGCCAAGAUGAGCGAAUCCAACAUGCGCCGAGCACGGUGCAGCGUGCGCAGAUGGGCGAGGCGGCGGCGACUUCUAAGACUGAUAUGAAGACGGACUCGCCUGCGAAUCGAGUGAGCCAUGAUCUUGGACGGAAAGCCCAGGAGAUUGGAGCGAGCGUUCAUGGGGCCGGAGAAUCACUUCGUGGAACGCUGACUGCCACAGUCGACCGGGCAUUUGGGUCGAGUGAGGGCGCUGAGCGCAACGAGGAAAUUGCGCGCCGCGGGGAGAGAGAGGUUCAGACAGGUGGACUCCCAUCGAACGGGAAUAUCCGUCGCUGA